GCCCGUUUGUGACCUCCUGACUAUUCCUGUGGCAACAGGUCUUGGUCACCGGGAAGAAUGACGUUUUAAUCUGAACGAGGAGGAAGGGAAAAGAUGGGCCGCUGGGAGCAGCUGCUUAAAAAGAGCAAUCAAAACCCACCCCUGUGUCUUUGUCAUUUCGGGAGCAAUUCUGCCACAGAAGGAAGAGAACUCUGGACUCCCCUUUUCUGACCAUUCCCGGUCUGACCACUAGACUGUGCUUCCUCUAGCUGGCUGAAGCUACAGGGAUCACACGCAGAUGCAGGAGUGCAAUACUGCCACGUCCUUGCUUUCGCCUUUCGUUGGAAGCUGUCAGAGAGCUCUGAACACUUCAGAAUCCCCCCCAGAGAUGUUCAUAUAUCGUACAUACUUUAAAGAUGGGGAAACCGAGGCACAAGGGUCCUGCCCAAGAUCACAAGGGGUCUGGCGACGGUGAUGAGCAAUGGGGUAUGAUGUAGCCCGCUUUCAGGGGGAUGUGGACGAAGACCUUAUAUGCCCCAUCUGCAGCGGAGUCCUGGAGGAGCCGGUGCAGGCUCCUCAUUGUGAACACGCCUUCUGCAAUGCCUGCAUCACCCAGUGGUUCUCCCAGCAGCAGACCUGCCCCGUGGACCGCAGCGUAGUCACUGUGGCCCACCUCCGCCCCGUGCCCCGGAUCAUGCGGAACAUGCUCUCCAAGCUGCAGAUCACCUGCGACAACGCGGUUUUCGGCUGCACGGCGGUCGUGCGACUCGACAACCUGAUGUCUCACCUCAAUGACUGUGAGCAUAAUCCAAAGCGGCCGGUGACGUGCGAGCAAGGAUGCGGCUUGGAAAUGCCCAAAGACGAGCUGCCGACUCACAACUGCAUCAAGCACUUAAGGUCGGUGGUGCAGCAACAGCAGACGAGAAUCGCUGAGCUGGAGAAGACUUCAGCGGAGCACAAGCAUCAGCUAGCCGAGCAGAAACGGGACAUCCAGCUGCUGAAGGCCUACAUGCGAGCCAUCCGCAGCGUCAACCCCAACCUGCAGAACCUGGAAGAGACCAUAGAAUACAAUGAAAUCCUAGAGUGGGUGAACUCCUUGCAGCCUGCCCGGGUGACGCGAUGGGGCGGGAUGAUCUCCACACCGGACGCCGUCCUCCAGGCGGUCAUCAAACGCUCACUGAUGGAAAGCGGGUGCCCCACGUCCAUCAUCAACGAGCUGAUCGAGAACGCCCAUGAGCGGAACUGGCCGCAGGGCCUGGCCACCCUGGAAACCCGCCAGAUGAACCGGCGCUAUUAUGAGAACUACGUGGCCAAGCGCAUCCCCGGCAAGCAGGCCGUGGUGGUGAUGGCCUGCGAGAACCAGCACAUGGGGGAGGACAUGGUGCUCGAGCCGGGGCUGGUGAUGAUAUUUGCACACGGAGUGGAGGAGAUCUAAAGACUUUUAAAGAGAGAGAAACAUUUUGUGCUUGAAAAAAAAUAACUAACUUGUCUAAAACCGCUGACAUCUCCCCUCCCCGCCCCCGUCAGUCACAGCAUUAUAUCAGGGCAUUAUUCCUCCAAGCGUGUGGCUCGUAAUUUAAAGAGUGUUUAAAGGCCUCUGGCAAACACUCCCUUGUAGCGCUGGGCAGUCACCCAGCGUCAUAUGCAAAAUGCGGUUUGCCUCCUGCAGCAGAUCCACCUCCCAGUCCGGUGUCCGUGUGGCUUCUAACUGGCUUUGAAAAGCACACAGCCCCUCGAAACCGCUGUGGGCUUUGGAGCGGGCCUGACUGCUGACACCUCUGCCAUUGUCCUGACGUCUUGGCGCAGUCCAAACCAAACGGGCCAGCAGAUCUCGGCAUGGUGCUGCCCUGGGGUGACCCGACCACACGGUGUUCACGUCUGCGCCGAAGCUUUAUUCCCCCCACUCCCGGUUUCUUUCCUCCCUCUGAGGCACCUGUGUGAAAGCCACAGCUCUCCAGCCGGGCUCACGCCUGCAGGCUGCAAAGCGGGACCACAAAGGCAGGUCUCGCUUUGCAGCCUUUGGUGGGAGGUGGGACCCUGCUCAGACAUGCCUACGGUUUGGCCGGGGGGCUAAGCUGCAGACACGAGCGAUGCCAAAUAACCGCUCCCCACAAACGAGGCGUGAUUUCACCAUAACGGCGUUUUGCAGCCAAACAGCUGAGCUGUGGCGCAACCACGCUCUGGAACUUGACCGUGUGGCCUUGUGCUGCUCUGGGGAGAAACCAGACUUCAAGGGGGAAUUCGAAGUGGAACUAAAGUCUCAUUGGACGGCCCUUUCGCCUCCUUCCUUUCUCCCUCCCGCUCGGAGCCGACCGGACGCUCUGGUGGCUCGGACACCCGAGGGAGGCAACGGACUCCAGGAGCCUGUAAUGUGGACAGCCUCUCUGCCUGCCAGUCUUGCCCGGAACCUAGAUUCAGCUGUCCUGUCUGUGUGUGCGUUGAACGGUCAACAAAGAGCUUUAUGUAUUUUUUUCAGACACUUGUGAUUGUGGUUUGUUUUUUUUGUACUUUUUUUUGCCUUGUUUGUUUGUAUUUUCCCUUUAUUUUAUUUUUUAAAUACAGUGGCCAGAAAUGCUGCCAGGCCCAAUUAAGUUUAUUUGUUGGGAAUUUAAUUUAUUUGCAUUUGUGGGAUUUUUUUGGGGCAGGGGGGUGGAUUUUUGGUCCUUUCUUUCGGUCUUUGUCUUACCUGGAGACUUUGUUUCCUCUUUAGCUCGUUGUUUUGUGCCCAAGGUGGCUGCGUGUGGGACAGGGAGUGAAUUGUCAAUAAAUAAGAGGUUCUGAUUGCUUUAA
This is a messenger RNA of Trachemys scripta elegans, 2769 nucleotides long. RefSeq names its product ring finger protein 41 (gene RNF41). The record is from RefSeq and is a predicted model, not a curated record. Bases 461 to 1414 code for a protein of 317 amino acids. The transcript is spliced from 7 exons. Gene Ontology annotation, molecular function: ubiquitin protein ligase activity. Lineage: Eukaryota; Metazoa; Chordata; Testudines; Emydidae. Gene Ontology annotation, cellular component: plasma membrane signaling receptor complex. Gene Ontology annotation, biological process: regulation of canonical NF-kappaB signal transduction; tumor necrosis factor-mediated signaling pathway; protein K63-linked ubiquitination.